Messenger RNA from Argiope bruennichi, 4073 nucleotides. RefSeq names its product phosphatidylinositide phosphatase SAC2-like (gene sp3). The record is from RefSeq and is a predicted model, not a curated record. Gene Ontology annotation, biological process: phosphatidylinositol dephosphorylation; regulation of endocytic recycling. The transcript is spliced from 19 exons. Gene Ontology annotation, molecular function: phosphatidylinositol-4-phosphate phosphatase activity. Lineage: Eukaryota; Metazoa; Arthropoda; Arachnida; Araneae; Araneidae. Gene Ontology annotation, cellular component: early endosome; clathrin-coated endocytic vesicle. The coding region runs from base 66 to 3728 and encodes 1220 amino acids.
UUUAAAUGUGAAAUUUGUUGUAAUAUUUAUGUGUAUGUUCUUGUAAAUAGAAAUAUUUAUUUAAAAUGGAACUUUUAAUGAAUAGUGAUUAUUAUGUUAUUUUAAAUAAUGACUAUAGUUUGUGGUGUAGCAGAAAUGAUGGAUCUAUAACACCAAAAUGCUCCAAAGAAGUAGAAAAAUUGACUGAUUUUGUAUGUAUAGGAAUUGUAUUUGGUGUUAUAGGAAAAUUUACUAUUCAACAAGAUAUUGACAAACGUCUGGUUGUGGUUAAAGAUCGUGCUGUUGUUGGAGUUUUACCAGGUGGUCAUGAUGUUUACAAGAUACAAAAAAUUGCUUUGUUGCCCUUAAAUCAACAACAUCUACCUGAUGUUGAAUUUGAGGUUUGCAAGAAACACCGUUUCAAUCCCAAGAAAGCUGAUAAACCCUCCAAUAACCCAGAUGUUCAACAGAAAGCUUUUCAGAAAACUUGGAAUACUUUAAAAGCAGCAACUUCCCAAGUUAAAUCUAGGAAGGUAUACAGCUCAUUGAUUUCAGCUGCCUCGCUCCUGGCAAGUAGAAUACUUAUUCCGGCCAUUUUAGAUCAAGUGGAAUUGGGGCCAUGGAGUCAAUUUUCACAAAUACUGGCUAUAAAGCAACCCAAAGAGCAAAGAGACCGAGAUAAACUAGAAAAGAGAGUUAUUGAGGAGUUUACAAAAAUGUUCACUGAUACAGAUUCAUUCUAUUAUUCAUUUACUGGAGAUCUGACCAAUUCCAUCCAAAGGAUGUAUUAUCAAUCAAAAGAUCCAGAAUAUAAAGGAUUACCACUUUGGAAAAGAAUUGACGAUCGCUUCUUUUGGAACAAAUAUAUGUUAUCUGAAUUAAUAAACCUUCAGGACCCACUAUGUGACCCUUGGAUAAUACCUGUCAUUCAAGGCUUUGUGCAGAUUGAACAAUGUUGGAUUGACAUCAUUGAUGAUGCUGAAUCUCUCUCAGCAGAAGGGGCGAGGUUUUUCCCUCCUCCUGUACUUUUACCAGACUCAACUGGUAAAAAUUACUCCAUGACUUUAAUAUCAAGACGAAGUCGGCAUCGUGCUGGCACACGCUAUAAAAGAAGGGGAGUAGAUGAAUCAGGCAAAUGCGCAAAUUAUGUUGAAACUGAACAGAUAUUUGAAUUUGCCUCCCAUACAGUCUCGUUUGUUCAGACUCGAGGUUCAGUUCCUAUAUUUUGGAGUCAGCCUGGCUAUAAAUAUAGGCCACCACCUCAACUUGAUAAAGGUGAGGAAGAAACUCAGACAGCAUUUGAAAAACAUUUUGCUGAAGAGCUUAGUAUAUAUAAUAAGCAUGUAGUAAUCAUUAAUUUAAUGGAACAAACUGGAAAAGAAAAAAUUAUUAAUGAUGCUUAUCUGAAACAUAUUUUGGAGUUCAGCUGUCCUGAUUUGACUUACGUGAGUUUUGAUUUUCAUGAAUACUGCCGGGGUAUGAAAUUCGAAAAUGUAUCUGUUCUUAUUGAAAGUAUCCAAGAUAUCAUUCGAGACAUGAGAUACUGCUGGACUGACAGUGAAGGACUAAUUUGUGAACAACGUGGUGUUUUCCGAGUGAAUUGCGUGGAUUGUCUUGAUCGGACUAAUAUUGUCCAAACUGCACUUGCCAAAACUGUUAUGGAUAUCCAGUUCAAUAAACUAGGCUUACUGCCACCUGAAGGAGUUCUGCCUGCUGGUUGCCGUCGAAUCUUUCAAAUGCUUUGGGCAAAUAAUGGGGACAUUAUCAGUCGUCAAUAUGCUGGUACAGUGGCAUUAAAAGGUGAUUAUACUAGAACAGGAGAGCGCCGAAUUGCUGGAAUGAUGAAAGAUGGUUACCAUUCAGCAAACAGAUACUAUAUGAAUAGAUUUAAAGAUGCAUUUCGUCAAGCCACAAUUGACUUGAUGAUGGGAAAUCCUGUUACUGAAGACAUUCAUGCUGUUACACCUGAACGAGAAGAGGUAGAUCCUGAAAAUGAAAUAAAUGAGCAAGAACACCAUGAAAGAGUGAAACAGCUGAUAGAAGAUUGCAAGAAAAUAUUGAUUCCAGACACUGAGGUGGUUUUAGGUGGAUGGGCAUUGAUUGAUGCAGAUCCUGUAACUGGUGAUCCUGAUAAACAGGACAUGGAUGCCAUUCUGAUCCUGACAAAAGAUUCUUAUUUUGUUGCUGAAUACGAUGAUCAAACUGACAGAAUUAUUAAAUACCAACAUGUAUUACUAGAAGAUUUAGAAAGAAUUGAAUUGGGUCCAGAACCAGGUGUAUUUAAAUCAAAACAUUAUUGUUUACGCUUACAUUAUUCAGUUUAUGGACAGUCUGGAUAUUUUCAUAUGUUCCGCUCUACCAAUACACGUUUUUUCAACAACAUGGCUGUUCCAAUUAAAAGUGAGGAAGAAGCAGCAGAAUCACUGAAAGCUAUUUGUGAAACAUUCAAAGUUGCUCUAUCUGUAAAAGAAAUAAAUGUCCCUAUUUUUGAGGGUAAACUUGAGCGCAGGAAAAGCAAGAUGCCUUUAUCCCAGGUUGGCGUAAGAGCAGGUGUUUUUCGGAGCAAUAGGAGUCAUCAUGGACAUAGUCCUAACCAUGGUUUCCAUCUCGAAUUGCCAUCAUUUUCAUCAAUGCCCCGCAAUAUAUCAGAAGGUCAGCUGAAUUCUUUGAAGACAGUUGGUUCAAGAGCAUUGAGCAAUGUAACUUCACAUUUUGCAAAAUUGAAUCCUAUAAAAAGUGUCAAAGCUCUUGGCAAGAAAACAGGAAAUGGUAUUACAUCUCAUGUUCCAACUAAUUUAGCAUCAGUGGAUGAAACAAGCGUGUCAAUGAGUCCAAGAUUUAGUAUGGAUAGCUCUUCAGAGUCGGAAGAAGAUUCAGUUCUACAUCACAAAACUUACACUACUCCUGGAUUUCAUGGUCACAUAAGUGACCGUACACUGAGCUCCGACUACUCAGAAUUCAGCGAUGUAGAUGAGCAGGAGCUGAUGCUGUCCACAGAAUGCUUAAACAAUGGUGCUAAUGACAAUAAACAUGAUGAUGUUCUUGAAAGUUGCGGAAUUUUAGCUACAUAUAAUUUUAAAUCCAAUCAGCCCACUAACAAUAAUUUCGUAUUCCUUGAUGACCCCAGUCAUUUUAACCAAAGGCGCUAUAACACAGAAGUGGAUGAUUUCGUCUUAGAUGCAAUGAAGAAAGCUUCUAUACGACAUAUGAAUAGAAAGGCAUCGCUGAAUGAGGAAUCAAAGUGCAAAAAGCAGUUGCCAUUGACAUCAAUGCCUCAGAUUCACAUAAGUACUGAAAGUAACUUAGCUGCAUAUACAAAACCAGAUGAGGCAGGAGGCAGCUCUGGCAAAGCAGCUGUAUGUCGCAAAUUAUCCAAAUCCUCAGAAGAUCUGGAGUAUCGGCCUUGUACUGUAGCUACAUCUAAUGAAGUAUCACAUUUAUUGGUCCAAGAAGAAGUCAUGCUCGAUACGGAUGGUUUGAAUGCUAAGAUGAAGACCUCCCAUAGUGAAAGUGCAAUCCAAGAUUUCUCACUAUCCUCCCUCAACUUAUCCAAUACCCUCUCCCCUAUUGCAAUAAAAAAAGAUUUAGUCCUUUCACCUUUGUCUAGGAUAGCCAAAGGAGUACAGAGCUUUGGUAUGAAUUUACGGCCAGGCCACCAUCGAGCCAGUCCGAUCUCGCCCGACAAUGAAGAUUAUGAGAAGGUAAAGCUAAAAAGAAAAAAAUGUGCUACACGUAUCAUCGAAUUGUGAUGAUUAUUGUAGUUAUUAAAGCAUUAGUUCUGUGUUCUUGAAAUAUAUUUGUAUAGAAGUAUAUAUAAAAAAAGAAACUGUUUAAAAUUAUAUGAACAGUAGGAGCGUCUUUCUCAGCGCUGUUCAUUUGUUUAAUUGUAAAGAACUUAUGCUUGUGCAGUAUUGAAAAACUUAGAAUUUUCGAGGGGGAAAAGGAUAAAAGUGUUUUUAUUUGAAUAAAUACAUAAAACAAAUUGAAAUGAUAUUUUGCAUUAUUCAAUCUAUCUACUUCUAAUUAAUGUAAAGUAUUUCCUGCCUUUUUGUAUUAAAAAAUACCAUUCUAUAUAAUAUGUAGAAUGCUUAAUC